Mus pahari (shrew mouse) is the source of this 1035-nucleotide messenger RNA. It is a transcript of the gene Lctl, whose product is annotated as lactase like. Gene Ontology annotation, biological process: carbohydrate metabolic process. Bases 1 to 1035 code for a protein of 344 amino acids. NCBI's taxonomy places the organism in Eukaryota, Metazoa, Chordata, Mammalia, Rodentia, Muridae. Gene Ontology annotation, molecular function: beta-glucosidase activity. The record is from RefSeq and is a predicted model, not a curated record. The transcript has 9 exons.
AUGAAGCCAGUGUGGGUCAUCAUUCUUGGGUGGAUCCUGCUGGUGCCCAGGGUAGGGACUGCCUGGAGAGGACCCCCAGAAGAGGCAUCCUUCUACUAUGGAACCUUUCCACCCGGCUUCUCCUGGGGCGUGGGCAGUUCCGCCUACCAGACAGAAGGUGCGUGGGACCAGGAUGGGAAAGGGCCCAGCAUCUGGGAUGCCUUCACACAUGGCAAAAAGGGGCAGGUGCUAGGAGGUGACACAGCAGACACAGCCUGUGACAGCUACUAUAAAGUUCAGGAGGACAUUGCCCUGCUGAAGGAACUACACGUCAGCCACUACCGAUUUUCCCUGUCUUGGCCGAGGCUCCUGCCCACGGGGGUCAGAGCUGAACAGGUGAACAAGAGAGGAAUCAAAUUCUACAGCGAUUUCAUUGAUGCUCUUCUGAAAAGCAACGUCACUUCCAUUGUGACCUUGCACCACUGGGAUCUGCCACAGAUGCUCCAGGUGACAUAUGGCGGGUGGCAGAAUGUGAGUAUGACCCGAUACUUCAGGGACUAUGCUGACCUAUGUUUUGAGGUCUUUGGGGACCGAGUGAAACAUUGGCUCACAUUCAGUGAUCCUCGGACAAUGGUAGAAAAAGGUUAUGAGACCAGUCUCCACGCACCAGGCCUGAGGCUCCAGGGCACUGGCCUGUAUGUGGCUGCACACCAUAUCAUUAAGGCCCACGCCCAGGCUUGGCAUUCUUAUAACGACACGUGGCGCAGCAAACAACAGGGCCUAGUAGGGAUCUCACUGAACUGUGACUGGGGGGAACCUGUGGACAUCGACAACCCCGAUGAUAUUGAGGCUGCUGAGCGAUACCUACAGUUCUGUCUCGGUUGGUUUGCCAACCCUAUUUACGCUGGUGACUACCCCCAAGUAAUGAAGGACCACAUUGAGCCCUUGCUUAGGCACAGUCACGUGGUUUUAGAGAUUGUGGUCCCCACAGUCUGUGCCCUCUCCAUCCUCACUGCUGCCCUGAUGCUGACACUUCUCCUCAGGAGACGCGACUGA